AUGGGCGAGAAGGCGGUCUCUUUGCUAAGGAGGAGGCGGGUGAAAAGAAGCUGCCCUUCUUGUGGCCCGGAGCUUGGGGAUGAAGAGAAGAAGGGGAGAGGAAACCCGAUUUCUGUCCAGUUGUUCCCCCCAGAGCUGGUGGAACAUAUCAUCUCAUUCCUCCCAGUCAGAGACCUUGUCGCCCUUGGCCAGACCUGCCGUUACUUCCAUGAAGUGUGCGAUGCGGAGGGGGUGUGGAGACUCAUCUGUCGCAGGCUGAGUCCGCGCCUCCGAGAUCAGGGUUCUGGAGUCCGGCCCUGGAAGAGAGCUGCCAUUCUGAACUACACGAAGGGCCUGUAUUUUCAGGCAUUUGGAGGCCGCCGCCGAUGUCUCAGCAAGAGCGUAGCCCCCCUGCUAGCCCAUGGCUACCGCCGCUUCUUGCCCACCAAGGACCACGUCUUCAUUCUUGACUAUGUGGGAACCCUCUUCUUCCUCAAAAAUGCCCUAGUCUCCUCCACCCUCGGCCAGAUGCAGUGGAAGCGGGCCUGUCGCUAUGUUGUGUUGUGUCGUGGAGCCAAGGAUUUUGCCUCAGACCCAAGGUGUGACACAGCUUACCGAAAAUACCUCUACGUCUUGGCCACUCGGGAACAGCAGGGAGUGGUGGGUGUCACCAGCAGCCGGGCCUGUGACUGCGUGGAGGUCUACCUGCAGUCUAGUGGGCAGCGGGUCUUCAAGAUGACAUUCCACCACUCCAUGAGCUUCAAGCAGAUCGUGCUGGUUGGUCAGGAGACCCAGCGGGCUCUACUGCUCCUCACAGAGGAAGGAAAGAUCUACUCUUUGGUAGUGAAUGAGACCCAGCUGGACCAGCCACGCUCCUACACGGUUCAGCUGGCCCUGAGGAAGGUGUCCCACUGCCUGCCUCACCUGCGCGUGGCCUGCAUGACUUCCAACCAAAGCAGCACGCUCUACAUCACUGAACAGGGGGGAGUGUAUUUUGAGGUGCAUACCCCAGGGGUGUAUCGAGAUCUCUUUGGGACCCUUCAAGCCUUUGACCCCCUGGACCAGCAGAUGCCGCUUGCUCUCUCACUGCCUGCCAAGAUCCUGUUCUGUGCUCUUGGCUACAAUCACCUUGGCCUGGUGGAUGAAUUUGGCCGAAUCUAUAUGCAAGGAAAUAACAGAUAUGGGCAGCUAGGAACAGGGGACAAAAUGGACCGAGGGGAACCCACACAGGUUCGUUACCUGCAGCGGCCCAUCGCACUGUGGUGUGGCCUCAACCACUCCCUAGUGCUGAGCCAGAGCUCGGACUUCAGCAAGGAGCUGCUGGGCUGCGGCUGCGGGGCUGGGGGCCGCCUCCCCGGCUGGCCCAAGGGGAGUGCCUCCUUUGUCAAGCUCCAAGUCAAGGUCCCUCUGUGUGCCUGUGCCCUCUGCGCCACCAGGGACUGUCUCUACAUGCUAUCCAGCCAUGACAUUGAGGAGCACACCUCCUAUCGUGACUUGCCAGCCAGCAGGGUGGUGGGGACGCCCGAGCCCAGCCUAGGGGCCGGAGCACCCCAGGACCCUGGGGGGACGGCCCGGGCCUGCGAGGAGUACCUCAGCCAGAUCCACAGUUGCCACACAUUGCAGGACCGCAUGGAGAAGAUGAAGGAGAUCAUAGGGUGGAUGCCCCUGAUGGCCGCACAGAAGGACUUCUUCUGGGAGGCCCUGGACAUGCUGCAGAGGGAUGUGGGAGGCGGGGGUGGGCCCCCAGCCCCUGAGAGCUAA
Messenger RNA from Saimiri boliviensis boliviensis (Bolivian squirrel monkey), 1740 nucleotides. The record is from RefSeq and is a predicted model, not a curated record. Lineage: Eukaryota; Metazoa; Chordata; Mammalia; Primates; Cebidae.